Messenger RNA from Liolophura sinensis, 5972 nucleotides. Its product is annotated as protein Fe65 homolog. Gene Ontology annotation, cellular component: nucleus; cytoplasm. Bases 423 to 3086 code for a protein of 887 amino acids. Lineage: Eukaryota; Metazoa; Mollusca; Polyplacophora; Chitonida; Chitonidae. The record is from RefSeq and is a predicted model, not a curated record. Gene Ontology annotation, molecular function: amyloid-beta binding; transcription factor binding. The transcript has 21 exons. Gene Ontology annotation, biological process: regulation of DNA-templated transcription.
UUAAGGUAUAGAACUAUUCUGACUUUAGAUCUACAUCUAUACACUUAAUGUGAAUUGGAUAGUUCAGGUGAAGUGUAUUGCCCAAUGCUUUUAUGUCGUGAUACAAGGUAGGUCAUUGAACGCCAUCAAACUCUGAACAGAUGGCCUGAUUUUACCUGUAUUAUGCAUGCCUGUUAGGAGAUAGGUUAAUGUCUAGCUUAAUGGAGCUUCCUGGUCUCUAACCAUGCUAACCAACUCAGAGGAAGAUUUGCACAUUUGUCAUUAGGUUCAGUGUGAUGUGCCUAAACCAGAGAAGACCUUAACCAAGCACUUGACGAUCAGGAAUUCCAACGUUCCCGCCUGUGACCUGUGUAACCCCAAGUGCUCCUGAGCAAGGACCACUCAGUGAUUAACCCAGACCUUCUAGCCUCACACCUGUACACAUGUCCAAUAUGGCCCAGUCACCUGUUGACAAUGGUGAUACAACCUUCACAAGCUUUUCCAACCCUAACUACGGUCUUGAGGACAGACUCAACUCGAAUUACUCCAGCCAGCAAUACUGUGACAGUAACGUGUAUGAGGACUUGAAAUCUCCACUGUUGAUUCACACGGACAAUCUCGACAAUGUAGACAUUAAAGGGUCUGCGAAAACCCAACGGAAAAAAUAUGCAGAGCUAGAUCUGUCUUCCAUGGGUUUGACAUCCAGCCCUGACAGUGGUAGCAGUAGUGGUACCUCCACUAUACACUCGCCAGAUGAAGGCGAAAAUCUUCUGCCAGGUCCACCCCAGAAUAACCAAGGCAACUCAGCGCAGUAUCUGGAGUUCGAUGGCACAUACGCCACAGUCAGCAACUUUGGUUUUCCAAGUGAUGAUGUCUCAAACAAUACUGCUGCUUCAGAUGUCGCCCCAAAUUCUGAGGAUGCGGCCACAAAGUCGCGAGGGUUUCUGGGCUACUACUCGAUGCUGGAGGCCAAGGCGCGUGAAAUGUCGAGUGAUCUGAAGUCGCCGGAUGAGGAGUAUGUAGAGGCUGAUCAUGGAGAAACAACUCCCUCAAGUACAGCGUCAUCCAAACCUGAAAGGUUUGAUGACAACACAGAGAUAAAUUCACCUGACUCUAAUGACAGUGGUAUCCAAUCGGAUGCCCGUUCAGAUGACAGCGGGCCCGCCCACAUCCGAGCCCCAUCCAGUGAUGAUCUGUACGCUGUAGUCAGCAAGCCAAAGAAGAAACCAGAAGAGGACAGGACUCCUACAGAGGACUUCACAUGCACUGAUGACUUAUACUCUGUGGUCAACAAACCAAAGAAAAAAACACAACCAGACCCUUCUGCAGAAGAGGACUUCACAUGCACUGAUGACUUAUACUCUGUGGUCAACAAACCAAAGAAAAAAACACAUCCAGACCCUUCUGCCGAAGAGGACUUCACAUGCACUGAUGACUUAUACUCUGUGGUCAACAAACCAAAGAAAAAAACACAACCAGACCCUUUUGCCGAAGAGAUCUACUCAUCCAUAGAUGAUGUGUACGCUGUGGUCAGCAAGCCAAAGAAACAAAAUGGAGAAACAAACACACAUACAGAGACCCCAUGCCAGGACAGUGCCCCUCAUGAAGAAGCUGAGGCUCUACCCCCAGGAUGGGAGAAACAUCAAGAUGAGCAAGGUGCAUAUUUCUGGCACAUCAAGAGCGGGACAAUCCAGAGAGAGCCACCACAGCCUACCAGCGGAGCCUCGCAUCCUAAGGACACCAAGAGGUCUAUCUCCUCCAACAGUGACGAGAGUACAUUGUCUGUGACCAGUUCACCGCCCUCUUCCCCAACAAGCGUCUUGUCUGCCACAGAGGAGCACCUGACACAGUUUGAGGGCCACGCCCUGAAAUAUGUAGCCAGUUCUCUGAAAAACCUAACGUCCUCCAACACCAAUUCAGCUCCUGAGCCCACAGAGAAGGUAGAAGAGGCUCCCGGGGAGAAGCCCAUCCGGUUUGCGGUGCGCUCUCUGGGCUGGGUGCGGAUUGAUGAGGAUGACCUGACCCCAGAGAGGAGCAGCAAGGCCGUUAACAAGUGCAUUGUGGACCUGUCACUAGGCAGGAAUGACAUCAACGACGUCGUGGGAAGGUGGGGUGAUGGUAAGGAUCUCUUCAUGGACCUGGACACCAGCAGUCUGCGUCUGGUGGAUCCCCAGGAUUGCACCCUUCUCAAUUCGCAGCCUAUCCACUCUAUUCGUGUCUGGGGGGUGGGCAGAGACAACGGCAGGGAUUUUGCUUAUGUUGCACGAGACAAGUCCACAAGAAAGCAUAUGUGCCAUGUCUUCCGGUGUGAUACUCCAGCUCGUCAGAUCGCGAACACGUUACGGGACAUCUGUAAGAAGAUAAUGAUGGAGCGCAGCCUGCUGGAACAAGGGAGGUCACUCCAGCGCAUGACUCGUCCCACAGACCUGCCUAACCUGGAGAAGAAUGGACAACCCAAUGGACAGAAGCUGACCUUCCAAAACCUUUACAACAAUGCUCAGUUCCCCACCCCGAUGGAAGAGCCUAAGAAAGUGAUCCGGUGUCAUUACCUGGGCAUGCAUCAGGUAGACAAGGCCACAGGCAUGGAUACACUAAACAAUGCUAUUGAAAACCUCUAUAACAGAGUGCCCCCGGAAAAGUGGUUGUUUGCCAGUGUGGCAGUGGCACCAUCUACCAUAACAAUCAGCGAACACUCGAAUCCAGACAAUAAAGUUGAUGAGUGUCGAGUCCGCUUUCUGUCCUUUAUGGGGAUUGCCAUGAAGAACGUCAAACUGUGUGCAUUCAUCAUGCAUACGGCCCAGGACCAGUUCUUUGCCCAUGUGUUUCACUGCGAGCCCUCAGCUGGCCCCCUGUGCAAGACUAUAGAGGCUGCAUGUAAGCUGAGGUACCAGAAGUGUCUAGAUGCUCAUCCUCAGACACCUGACCAUAUCAAGAAACAACAAGGCAAGGUAAGCCAGGAACAGCCUGGGUUAGGAGCCACCCUGAAGGCUGAGGUGAAAGCCAAGAUGCAGAAUGUGGUUAGUUUACUGAGAGGAGGCGGACACAAGAACAAACAGACGGACACAACGGAGCAAUCUAACUCCGAGAGUCGAGAAGAUCUCAGCUGAUGUAAAACCAUAGGGACUUGGAGCGAGCAUCAAACAGGGCGUACAGACAGUGCUAGGAACCAUCACUAAAGCCCAGCCCAAGUGCACAUAGAGAGGCCACGCCCCCUCAACAGCCACAGCCUAUCAGCAUCAAGCAGGCUAGUCCUAGCCAAUCAGACAUCUGCAGCAUAAGUUAUGUACUAGCCAAUCAGUUUGCAAGCUCGGUGGAGCCUCUGCUGUUGUUGUAAUGCUUUGAUGUGGACCUGUGCUACACAUGUGAUGUAGUCGGCUACAGUUGUUAACCGCACAUACACAGCCUAUCAAGACUUUGUUCUCGCUUUAUUGUUCUUUAAAGUUUCCCAAUGUUCUCACAGAUUCAGGAGAUGUUUAACAAGGUCAAGAGGGUACAGGAUUAAUCUGUGAACAUAUCGUUGCAUUCCAGUGGGUUUUUGUAUUGUUACUAUGACUAUUCCAUUGUGAGCUGUUGUUGUGAACACAGAAAAAAUGCUGGCAAACUUGUGAAUGCGGUUUAAUUUACAAAGAAGGUGUACACUGUGUGUCUUUAAAUGUCAAUUUUUAUAAAUUAUUGAACAGUAAAUAACAAUAUUAUGUAGACUUGGUCCAGGCUGCCUGGAAUUUUUUUGGCCUAAAUUGACAUGCCCUAGAGAUAAUUAAAACCAGUCUCUUGUAGUGUAUUUGAAAAUCAUGGCAUUUGUAAGUCUUUAUCAUUUAUUAUUCCAUCAUCAAGAGACAUGUUUACUUAUGUACGGUAAGAAGGAUAUACAUUUCUUGUCUUGGUGAAUGUUUUAAGAUCAGAAAGUUUUUAUGCUUGUUACUGAUGUUUUAGAGAUGUCAUUUUAUUGAAGCCGUCGAAAAUGUAGUAGAGUUCACUACAUAUUUGUUAUUUAUAGUAUUACUGCAUAAAAAAAACAUUUACUGUGUCCUGCCAUAUGUUGAACCGUAGUUGAAUUUAUGUGUUUGAUAUUGAUGGGGAGAGAAAGUAGAUUUGAAACUAAUAAUCCUAUUUACAGAACUAAACUGCUUUGCAAAUCAAAUUCAGUGGAGCUUUUCUUGGUAUAUGAUAAAACUGAUGUUAGUAAAAAGCAUUAUGUUCUUUAGAUAAAGGCUUUAACUGUAGAUCGGGUUUUGUAGACUUUGCUUUAUAUUGCGACUUGCAUAAGUCUAUGUUGCAUAGUAAAGAUGUUGCAAAUGCAGAUCUGCUCACUUGUACCCGUUCACAGCUCUGACAUUUGGAUGUGUGUAACCAAGCUCCGGUAUCUAUGCAACGUCAUAUCCUUUUAUUCCCAAGUAUGGCGUCAAGCACCAACCAAUUAAUCAAUCAAUCAAUCAAAAAAUCAGUCUCUGUUUUUGUUGUUACAUCUGUCCUUGAUUAGUCAGACACUAUGCUCAGCCAAGUUGCUCCAUAUUUCUGUAUACCAUUGAUUUAAUCCUUGUUAAGCCAUUUUCCCUCUUCUGAAUGUUUGCUCCUUUUCCCCAUCUUCUCGGUGUUUGCCCAUUUAUCUUUUUUGUCAGUGUGUACGCUUUUACUACUCUUCUCAGUGUUUAACUGUUUUACCUCUUCUCAGUGUAUUCUAAUCUAUAGUCCCAUGCAUCACCCUGGUUUUUAUCUAACUUACAGUUAAUGAAUGUGCAUUCGUUUGAAUAAGUGGUAAUACUUUUAAGUUGUAAAACUGGAUUUUAAUUAUCGGGGUAAUAAUAAAAAGUCUUUUUGAAUAGUUAGUAAGUUUGUGAACAGCAACCAAUUUGUAUUCACCGAGAUAUAUUUAACUUGGCAUUGCUUUGAACGAAUAGUCUCAAGAACCCUGUUGUAUUCACUUCAGGAAGUGUUGCAGUUGACAUUUGUGACGAUGUAUACAGAUAAGCCUACCAUAUCCAUACAUGCUUUACUCUAGCAUUUCCAUUAACCAAAUAUUUAUCCAAAUCCAGUUGUAUUCUAUAUUAUAAUCAUUUUGAUCUGUUUAUUUUCAUUUUGUCUCAUUUUAGCAGAUUAUCUUUGUACCUCAUAAAGUACGCAAGCCAAAAGAAUUUCACGUCAUGUAGACAUCCAUUUUGCAUAUUCCCUUGAAAAUAAGGUAUUAAUAUUUAGUUAGUUUUGUAGUUUUUUUUUUCUUUUUUGUAUAAACUUAUAGACAUGCUUUCAAGGCAUCUGUGAUAUUAUUUGUAUUUUUUUCCCUCAUCUGAUAACCAAUAUUAUGUACCAAAAACCUUUAUGGUUCAUUUAUGUAUUAUCUUUGGAUACACUCUUUUUUUGCUUUCUUGGAAGUUAUCAUUAACCUGUUUAUAUUUUUUAUUUUUCUUAAACACAACUUUUGUUUAUUCUUGCCUUUAAUAGUGUUGAUGACAUAUUACAAAACAUACCACACAAUAAGCGCUUGCUAUUAAUCAAAGAAUUGUUGUAAAAUAAAUGAGUGUAAGGCCCGUAUAAUGCAAUCUGUACAAAGAAGUGUAACGCCAACACUAUUAGCUGCUGGUUUUUUGCAUUAUAUUGUGUUGUUAUUUGCGAGAAGGCAUUAUAAGGAUGUUUAUUAUUUGUUGAAAUUCAUUACGAUCUCCAAAUGUAGAUCAUAGUUUAUAUGUAUGAGAUUAAUUAUGAUAAUUUGAAAUGUGAGAAUUGAUGAAUACAUUUGUGUAAGUUCAUAAACAAGUUCUUUUUUUUUUCUUCUCCUGAAAGUAAAAGGUUUGUCACACACGUAUGGUGCAUAUUAAAGUACGCAUAUAAAAUUGAUAGCAGCUGCAUAAAUGUUUACCUCUCCUGAAAAUUGUUAGUGGCAGAGAUUCUAAUUAUUUUUAGUGUUCAUUAAACUGAUAUACAUUUAACAUAGUUGUGGAUGUCCGGGGAAAGGUAAAUGUAGAUCUAAUCUGGAAUGUCUACAACUAAUCUAAAAU